CAGAAUAUAUUUAUGACGUCAGCUUGUUCAUUCAUGUUGUUGCACGUGGGCUUUUCAUUAUUUUCUUCCAGAGGGGGGUUGAAUGAUUUCUAAUGGGUGUUUUGGUGUUUUAAAAGCAUGUGUUUCGAUAUAUUAGGAGCACUUCAUCCACCAGUUAUUUUGGUCACCGUAAACACCUCACCUGCCUUACCAAAGAUAAGCCCUUUGUGCAUAUGGGAUCUCCCUCCUGCCUGAAUGGUACAGUCUCACCACACAUACUUCAUUCAUAAAAUUUGGCCUCACUAUAAAACCAGUAGCCUUACAAUACAACUGCAGUUUCCAGAUGUGCAGAGUGUAAGGUGACAUAAUACAACAAAGGACGGGCUUUUCUCUCAACACCACGUCAGGACGCACAAUUCUUUUUUGUAGGCCUAGUAUUAGUCUUGCUAUUAGGUUUGUCUUUUUUAAAUAUGUGCGACUUCAGCGUUGACGAUUCUGCGUCUUGCUCCUCUGUCUCUUCCACUGAAGAUGCUCCCCUGACCAGCCACCAGCGCUCUUCAGCCGACUCCGACUCCCGUGCGUCCUCCACGACGAAGAAUGUGCAGGCAUCAGGAAAACGGAGACCUGUGCAAGAGUCUCUCUUUGUUCCAGCUGUCACGUCGCAGCAACGACGGGUCCAUCCGAGCGCCAACAGAGCAGGGUCCCCAUCUCCCCGCGCUGCAAAACACAGGAGAACACGUUGCCUUUCCCCCUCGUCUUCCUCAGACAGCGACAGCCGCGAGAAAACAACCCGCAGGAGAAGACAGAAGGAGAAGCUUUCCCCAGAGGAGGAGGAGAAGAGGAGGCUCAGGAGGGAGAGAAACAAAAUUGCUGCAGCCAAGUGUCGCAACAGGAGAAGAGAGCUCACAGAGAGACUGCAAAAUGAGACGGAGGAUCUGGAGGAUGAGAAGGCCGGUCUGCAGGCGGAGAUCGAGGCCCUGCUGAGGGAGAAGGAGCAGCUGGAGGCCGUCUUGUCGGCCCACCAGCCCACCUGCAAAAUGACAACAGAGGAGGACGACGUGGACGUGGAGGACAUGCAGACGCAGAGUCCCCAAAGCGCCGUGCAGCAUUCCCCCUCCUCCUCCACUUCCUCCAGCGCUCUGGAGCCCAGCAGCAUCAGCACCCAGGCCCUGGGGCUCCAGCUUCCAUCCCCGCUGCAGGACCUGGAGCUCCACCCUGGCAGCAUCAGCAUCAGCAGCACCUGCAGUAGCACCACUGACUCCUCCACCACAGCCAUCUUGGGUGACUCCGACAUCUUGCUGUGCUCCAGCGCUCUGGGCUCCAGCAGCAGCACCACUGCCUCCGCCGCUGCCGCGUCCCUGUCUGAGCUGGACACCUACCUGGGCGUGGUGAAGGGGGUGGAGUCCCAGAGGGAGCUCGGCGUCAGAGAGUCGGACGGCGGUAGGAGGCAGGACGCGGCGCCCGCCGUGCCCGACAUCGACCUCAGCGGCUCCCUGGGCAUCUCGGACUGGGAGACGCUGUACAGGUCCAUGUCCAUGGACAACCUGGGCCUCCUGAACAGCCCCGGGCUCAUCUCCAGCCCCACCUGUGGCGGCAGCCUGCACGCGUUCGAGUUCAACUACCCAGACUUCGAAAGCCUGGCUAUGGACGACUGUGAGUGCAGCGGUCAAGUAAAGGGCCGAUCAGAAAUGGUCAAAGAUCUCCUCAACUCCCCAACUCUGCUGGCUUUGUAAGCUAGAACAAGAUGGAGCCAGCUGAAUUUCAGGAAACGGGGAGAGAGACACUUUGUAUAUGUAGGAUGGGUUGUGUGACCUGACCCCAUAUAUGAUAUUUGAAAAAAGUGUUUUAUUUUUUACUGUGCCUGCACUUAAAUUGACCUCUUCCAGACACACUGUGUUGUUCUGAGUACUGCUGUUUACAUCAAAUGCAUAUUACAUAAUAUAUCAGAUAUUGUCCUGUAAGUGGAAUUUGAAAUGUGCCAUGAUCAAGAGAGUAUACGUAUAAAGAUUUGCUACUGUUUUGUCUGUGUUUCUAUUUGUGUCCUGUACGGCCUGUUUAUGUGCCAAUGUAAAUCGUGAUUUGACUUGAAAAGUCCUCAUAGGCCUAUCAUGUGACAACAAAAACAUAGUUUAUUUUUGUACCUCUACAUCUUUUUUUGGGUUUUCCAGUUAUGCAAAAAUGCGGUUGUUGUUCAAUGAGUUUGCACAUGCCACCAAGGA
Engraulis encrasicolus (European anchovy) is the source of this 2198-nucleotide messenger RNA. Its product is annotated as protein c-Fos-like. Gene Ontology annotation, cellular component: nucleus. The record is from RefSeq and is a predicted model, not a curated record. Gene Ontology annotation, biological process: regulation of transcription by RNA polymerase II. NCBI's taxonomy places the organism in Eukaryota, Metazoa, Chordata, Actinopteri, Clupeiformes, Engraulidae. Bases 450 to 1712 code for a protein of 420 amino acids. Gene Ontology annotation, molecular function: RNA polymerase II cis-regulatory region sequence-specific DNA binding; DNA-binding transcription factor activity, RNA polymerase II-specific. The transcript is spliced from 4 exons.